CCGCGGCCGCCGCCGGUCCCGGGGAGCGCCUGAGCCGCGCCGCGAUGGCGGCGGGUCCCUCAGGGGCGGCGUAGAGGCUGCCCCCACCGGGCCAGCGCUUCCUGCUCGCAGGGGCUAUGGCGCGGCCCGCGGCCGCCUACGAGGCGGCGGUGCCGGCCCGCCCCGCCUGCACCUACACCAGCUGCUAUUGCGAAGAAAAUGUUUGGAAGCUUUGUGACUACAUCAGGAGUCAGGAUCGGUACCCUUUAGAAGAGUUUUAUGCUGUUUUCAUAUCCAAUGACAGGAGGAUGAUUCCCCUCUGGAAGCAGAAAUCUGGACAUGGAGAUGAGCCUGUUGUCUGGGACUACCAUGUUAUUCUACUUCAUGUUCCCAACGGGGAGCAGAACUUCAUUUAUGAUCUUGACACAGUGUUGCCGUUUCCGUGUCCGUUUGAUGUGUACAGCCUGGAGGCCUUUCGGCUGGAUGACAGCCUUCGUCCAGAAUUUCACAGAAAAAUCAGAAUGGUUCGAGCAGAUUUGUACUUGAAGACAUUUGCUUCAGACAGAUCUCAUAUGAAGGAUGCAAAUGGGAAAUGGCAGAAACCUCCCCCUCCAUACCCUUGCAUUGAAACUGCAGGUUCUUCAGGAACAGGCCAUUCCAGUGUGGGGCCACCAUGGGGUCACAAGUCCUGCCAGCAAACCUGCUCCAGCAUGGACUCCUCUCUCCAUGGGUCUGCGGGUCCCUGCCAGGAGUCUGCUCCAGCACGGGCUUCCCACUGGGUCACAGCUUUCUUUCAGGCAUCCACCUGCUCCAGCAUGAGGCUCCUCCAGGGACUGCAGGGGCACAGCUGCUUCACCAUGGUCUUCACCACGGGCUGCAGGGGAAUCUCUGCUCCAGUGCCUGGAGGACCACCUCCCCCUCCUUCUUCAAUGAACUUCAUGUCUGCAGAGUUGUUUCUCUCACAGAUUCUCGCUCUGGUCUUCUCUGGCCGCAAUUACGUCUGUGGAAGAGCUUUUUUUUUUUUUCUGUCUUAAAUUAUCCCAGAGGCGUUACUCCCUCAGCAUUGGGCAGCAGUGGGUCCAUCCUGGAGCUGGCUGGCACUGGCUCUGUAGCACAUGGGGCGAGCUUCUGGCAACUUCUCAGAGAAGCUACCCCUGUUGCCCCUCCUGCUACCAAAACCUUUGUAGUUGAAUUGAGGAAUCUCUGUCAGUGACCAAUUAAUCAUUUUUUCCCUACUACUAACUCAAAGGGAAUAAAUCUUAAAACUGUAUUUGUUCUGCUCAUGGGGUUGGAAAAUUUUUUUUUAAAAAACGUUUCUUAAAACACAAACAACCACAGUCCAACCAAUUAAACAACAGAAGAAACUUUCCCUCCAACUCCCUCAAGCUCUUCAGUAUCUCCUCAGAACUCACAAGCUAAGCAUUAGCCUUUUGGAACUGGCUCUGCUCUAGCCAUUUCCCAGAGUUAGGCUUCUCUAUUUAUUAUGGCAUUGCUCUGGCCUCUGUUCUGCUCUCCUGCCGUGUGUGCCAGGAGAAGCUGGCUAACCUAACUGGGUGCUUGGUGCUUUCUCACCCUGCCCUGUCCUCAAAGCAGCUCUGCUGCAAUAAACAUACCUGAGCUGCAGCAGAUUCCCCUGGUUCCACCUGGUUGCCAGUGACCUCCUGUUGAAAGAAAACAGGGUAUUUUGUUCAAAUACUGAAAAUUAAGAAAACACGAUUUGGUGCACAAAUUCAUUAUUCCAGGGCUGGUGAGCCCAGCCUCCGGUUUUCCUUUAAAUCUUCUUUCCACAAAUUAAUGAGGUCUGAUUCUGCUUAGUUUAUGAGUUGUGAUGAGAUCAGCCCUCCUUACUGCAAGCCUGUGUAAAACAUAGCCUGCACAGCACAUUUCAAAAUUACUCUGAACAGAUGGUCGUGCAGCUUACAGACAACUGUUAGCAGCAGCUCUAACACUGAAAAGCAUUGGUUUGAGUUUCAGUUCUCCCAAGGUGUUUGGUAGCACACUCACAGGAUUGAUUUAUAAAGACUUUUUGUUCUUUUUAUUAUUAUUAAAAUCCCUGGUAGUCAAUAAUUAUAGGGUUUUACUUGGGUUGGUUUUUUUUUUUUUUGUUUUGAAGAGCAUGAGUAGGACAUCUGAGAAAUUCUGGCGGCACUGUGUAUUACACAUCUGUGUAACAGGAAAGCUGCUAGACAAGAGGCCAGGCAGAUGUCUGCAGUUGCUUUCUGUAUCUCCUCUCUGAGAGGUGGUGGUAGGAUCCUAGUGAAAGUGAGAAGGAAAGCACUGAUACUGGUAAAAGUAGCUCCUCUGUGCUUAAUGGGAACCUUCUGCUCCUCUCAUUUGAGAAUAAAACUCCAAUCUGUUAAAUUAGGUCCUUACUUCCUAAGCUUUUGUGGAAGUAAUGAAUCAAGUUGGAUAGAGACAAUUAAGAUACAUCUAAGGAUAGAAGUAUUUAAUUUCCCAGACUGACUUAUUGAAAUUAGUGUGAAAGAUAAUUUAAAGUGAUGAGCUGUGUUUUACACUGAGAUCAACCAGGAUGGUUUGCACAGUCAGUUAUAUCUCAGUUGUGGGGACAGCACCCUCCAGCCGAGUGUGGGAAGAGUCUGUCUGACUUAUCUCCCUGCUCAGACAAGGGAAGGGGAUCUGCAGAGAACUGUAGGCACCUACACAAGUCUGUGAAGAGCCCAACUUUCUAAGUAUUUUAGGUGCCCCCAAGGUUAGGCAUGAGCAGAACUGAUCUUGGAGGCUUUGUUCCAGACUUCCUCACUUCCAGCAGCCCUUCGGCAGCUGUCGUUACGCUGAGUUAGUCUAAGGUCUGGGAGCCAAGCUGAGGCUUGGCUGAAACGUUGCUUUCUAACUACUGUUGGCAGAAGCCACAAGUAUCAUGGCUAACAAUGCCGUAAGGUACUGCAUGGCCUUUUAUUUCGUCCUUGCUCCGGGUAAAAGUGUCAGACUUGAUUUAAACAAAAAUAAAAUUAUUUAGGAAUCCCAGAAUUCACCAGAUAGGUCUCUUUGAUGGGGGGUGUGUGUAACUAAAUGUGUUUGGUCAAAGAGAAAGAUGAGCUCUGAGCAUGCACAAAUGCAAGCUAGUGUAAUAGCUACAGCACCUGAGGAGGACUGCAACUGUAAUAUAAAUGUUAAAAAAAAUAAUUGUGCUGCUCUUGAUCUUGCAAAAAUGUUGUAUAAUAUGUGCUCCUUGCUUUUGUGGAGAAAUCCUCUUGGUUUGUCAACCGUAGUAUCCAGAUGUCUCUUUUGUAAAUUCUGAUGUUCAUCACUCUUCAUCUACUUAGGGAAGAGGACUUUGUGGUGUUUUUGUGCAUUUUUGCCGAGCUAUUUUCUGAACCUGUAAGGUCUAACACAACAUGCACGGCCUUCAGAUAGAGCCCAUGAGAAAGGAGCGGCAUAGAGGGACUGUUAUUACACGAAUAAAACGGGAGAGGUCUCACUGAGUUUUUCUCUAUGGAUAUUUCCCGUGCUGCUCCAGUGCCAUCUACCGACUGGUUCUUAGGCCAUUGUGCUUCACGGGAAUGGAUUUGUUUACUUUGGUAAAACAAUAUUUCCUUUCAUUAAACUUCUCUGAUGGACUGU
Molecule: messenger RNA, 3561 nt
Organism: Pseudopipra pipra
Lineage: Eukaryota; Metazoa; Chordata; Aves; Passeriformes; Pipridae
Gene: NTAQ1
Product: N-terminal glutamine amidase 1
Exons: 6
Coding region: 117-1013 (298 amino acids)
Cellular component (GO): cytosol; nucleus
Molecular function (GO): protein-N-terminal asparagine amidohydrolase activity; protein-N-terminal glutamine amidohydrolase activity
Source: RefSeq, a predicted model, not a curated record